CAGCGUCUUGCAUCCUGCAGUUAUGUGUUGGAUCGUCUCAGGUGCCUCUUUGCACAACCUACACCUUGGGUCUUGUCUGGUGUGGUAUAUCUGGGCCUCGAUGGCUCUGGUGCUCAAGGCCUGCUCCUGAGCAGCCAGGAUGAGUGCCUCUGUGCUGUCCUUCAGGCCAGCCCUCUCUAGCCACUGAUAGGACUUCUUGAAAUCAGCCACUGCAGUUAUGGUCCGGUGGUACAUCCCGUGUAGGGGCUUGUCCUCCCAUGAUGGUCCCUCUUCCAGCGCCUCAUCUUAUGUUCCCCAUUGUCUGAGAUAUUCUCUGAGUACGUCCUCUGUUGGAGCCUUCUCCCUGAUGUAUUCAUGGAGCUUGUAUGGUUGUAUGCUACCAGCGACCAGAUCCAGAUGGUCUUAGACUGUUUGCAGCCGCACAUGGACGACCCGGAUGUCCAAGCUCAAGUGUCCAGCUUUCCUUGAGAUGGCUGUCAAGCAGGAGGAGCAGCAGCAGAAGAUCACCCCGGGGGCGCUGGCCCUGGACGACAACGCCGACCUGGAGCGCCAGUUUCACUUUCAUCUGCGCGGACUCUUUGGCGUUCUGUCCAAACUCACCCUGCAGGCAGAUCACCUCACCAACCGAUACAAGCAAGAGAUCGGCGGUGGAAACUUUAUGAGAUAUAAUGCAUCCUGGACAGUGGCUCUCACACUCACUAGUCCCCGGCCUCCUUCCUUUCGGCUUGCGUAUAGUCUCAGGGUGCUGGCCGCAAUGAUGCCUGACAUGAGCUUCCAUGUUGUGGAGAGACAGGUUAUUGGCCGAUAGUUGGAUGGCACUACACCCUUUGAGGGAUCCUUCAUGAUCAGGAUCGUUCGCCCUUCGGUUAGCCAUCCUGGGUGAGUCCCAUCCCUCAGCAGCUGGUUCAUUUGUGCUGCUAGGCGCUCAUGGAGUGCUGUGAGUUUCUUUAGCCAGUAGGUGUGGACCAUGUCCGGGCCUGGUGCUGUCCAGUUCUUCAUAUCUGAGACUCUUUCCUGUAUGUCUGCCACUGUUAUGGUAACUGGGUUCUGUUCAGGGAGGUUGCUGUGCUCCUCUCUCAGGGUCACCAGCCAUUGUGCACUGCUGUUAUGUGCAACCUCCUUCUCCCGUAUGCCUUUCCAGUACCUUUCAGUUUCCAGUCUUUGGUGGGUCAGCUCUGUUGUUAGGACCCUGCCACUGAGCGUACACUUUCGCAGGUUGUGUUGCGAACAGCCUGUUU
Messenger RNA from Hippocampus zosterae (dwarf seahorse), 1238 nucleotides. RefSeq names its product mid1-interacting protein 1-like. The record is from RefSeq and is a predicted model, not a curated record. Gene Ontology annotation, biological process: regulation of lipid biosynthetic process. The transcript has a single exon. Lineage: Eukaryota; Metazoa; Chordata; Actinopteri; Syngnathiformes; Syngnathidae. Gene Ontology annotation, cellular component: cytosol. The coding region runs from base 437 to 808 and encodes 123 amino acids.